AUGGUUGAACUGUGUAGUGAAAUUCAGCAACAAGAAGCAGCUCGACCGCCUCCUCCGCCGGUCCCGACCACCACCACCGACGAUGGCGACGCUCUCGCUGCUGCCGCCUCCGCCGCGCCAUCUCACGCGAGCGGGAAGAGCGAGAAGAGCUCGUCGACGGAGAUGCUGAUGCGAAUGGCGGCGUCGGCGUCGGCAGCCGCGAUUGCCUCCGGGGGCGCUCCGCCGUGCCGGCGCCGGCCACCGGCCCGGUCAUCCUUCGGCAGCUACGGCGGAGUCGGUGACUGCCCCCCCACCCCCUCCUCCCCCUUCUGUAGCCCUCUGGCGAGCUCGGCCGCCUCGUCCUCCGCCGCCAGUGGCGGCGACUCCUCCUUCGCCACCCCCUACCAGAUCGAUGCCAUGCAAAUUAGAAUAUUUGCAAAAUAA
Ananas comosus (pineapple) is the source of this 423-nucleotide messenger RNA. RefSeq lists its product as uncharacterized. The record is from RefSeq and is a predicted model, not a curated record. Lineage: Eukaryota; Viridiplantae; Streptophyta; Magnoliopsida; Poales; Bromeliaceae. The coding region runs from base 1 to 423 and encodes 140 amino acids. The transcript is spliced from 4 exons.